Messenger RNA from Oryzias melastigma (Indian medaka), 1169 nucleotides. Its product is annotated as histone H2B. Gene Ontology annotation, cellular component: nucleosome. The record is from RefSeq and is a predicted model, not a curated record. Bases 252 to 626 code for a protein of 124 amino acids. Lineage: Eukaryota; Metazoa; Chordata; Actinopteri; Beloniformes; Adrianichthyidae. Gene Ontology annotation, molecular function: protein heterodimerization activity; structural constituent of chromatin; DNA binding. The transcript has a single exon.
AAGAGGCAUAUUAUUAUUAUUAUUUAUUUUUUUUGGCAUAUUAAAGGACAACCCCGACUUUCUGUUCUCGUUCAGUCCAGCUCUUCGCCUUCAUCUCAGGAGUCUUUCCCCACCCCAUCUGGUCUCACCGACGUCAUUACAUUUGAACCAAUCACUGAAGGGAGGCCGCACAGCCGUAUUUACACAGCACAAGUAUAAGAACGGAGGUUCCGCUGUAGCCGUCAUUCAGUUGUUGCGACUCUCUGAUCACAAUGCCUGAACCUGCCAAGUCCGCGCCCAAGAAGGGCUCCAAGAAAGCCGUCACCAAGACGGCCGGCAAAGGAGGAAAGAAGAGGAGAAAGUCCAGGAAGGAGAGCUACGCCAUCUACGUCUACAAGGUGCUGAAACAGGUCCACCCCGACACCGGCAUCUCCUCCAAGGCCAUGAGCAUCAUGAACUCGUUCGUCAACGACAUCUUCGAGCGCAUCGCCUCCGAAGCGUCUCGUCUGGCUCACUACAACAAGCGCUCCACCAUCACCUCCAGGGAGAUCCAGACCGCCGUGCGCCUGCUGCUCCCCGGGGAGCUGGCCAAGCACGCCGUGUCUGAGGGCACCAAGGCCGUCACCAAGUACACCAGCUCCAAGUAAACUUCUUACCGCGGAGAAACAAAGGCCCUUUUCAGGGCCACCCACUCCUCCAUUUCCGAGCUCUGAUUCGAAUGUGUUGUUUUCUACCUCAAAUAUUUCAGUGCAGAUCCUAAGUAAAUUAUGUGGUACAAGCCAACAUGACGUUAGUGAACCUUAACCAAUAUUUAUAAAAUGUCAAACAGCAGAUUCAAAGUUUGUGGUGGACACUGAAUGUGGAUGACAUGAACUAAUUGAAUAAAUGCACAAAAAAAAAAAAAGUUGUUGGAUUUCCAUGUUGACACAGGUUAUAAAAGGUAAUAAAUGCUUUCUCUCAUUGUAUAAGAGAUUAAAUGUAAAUUCAUGAAAAAGAUAUAAAGCUUAUUAAUAGUAACGACGACGCUGAAUUUGGCUUCCGAUUCGCGAGAGCGUUCCACUGUAUUUUUCUAACUCAGACCACCUAAAAACAGGUCCUGUCCAAAACAUACAGGAUUUAGACAGGUCAAACCUGGAUUAAAUUAUGCUUUGAAUAAUAAAGAUUAUGUCAAACAUAGUCUCUGAUUUGUG